This is a messenger RNA of Pseudomassariella vexata, 1083 nucleotides long. RefSeq lists its product as uncharacterized. The coding region runs from base 202 to 855 and encodes 217 amino acids. Lineage: Eukaryota; Fungi; Ascomycota; Sordariomycetes; Amphisphaeriales; Pseudomassariaceae. The transcript is spliced from 11 exons. The record is from RefSeq and is a predicted model, not a curated record.
AGCACCGGCGGCAGCACCGGCGGCGGUAUCAGUGGUGGCCUGUCCCUCGACCAUAUCAAGGGCCUUCUUGGCAGCAAGGGUGGUCACUCAUCUGGCGGACUCGGCCAGCUCAAGGGUGUUCUUGGAGGCUUCGGAGGUGCUGGGGGUUCUGGAGGUGCCGGUGCUGGAGCCGGAGCCGGAGCCGAAGCUGGAGCUGGAGGCAUGCUUUCAAGUUUCAUUGGUGGAGGAAAGGGUGGCCUAGGUGGACUAGGUGGUGGCAGUGGAAAGGGUGGCCUAGGGGGUCUAGUUGGUGGUAAUGGAAAGGGUGGCCUUGGGGGCCUCCUUGGUGGCUUCGCGGGAGGUAGCGGAGAUGCUGGCGGUUCUGUUGGUGGAGGUGCUGGUGGCUCUGUUGGCGGUGGCGUUGGUGGCGAUGCCGGCGGGAGUCUUGAUGGAGGUGCUGGCGGCUCUGUUGGCGGAGGUGCUGGCGGGAAUGUUGGUGGAGGCGCUGGCGGCUCUGUCGGCGGAGGUGCUGGCGGGAAUGUCGGUGGAGGCGCUGGCGGCUCUGUUGGCGGAGGUGUUGGCGGAAAUGUUGAUGGAGAUGUUGGCGGCUCUGUUGGUGGAGGUGUUGACGGAAAUGUUGGCGGAGGUGCUGGCGGUUCCGUCGGCGGAGAUGCUGGCGGAAAUGUUGGUGGAGGUGCUGGCGGUUCUAUCGGCGGAGGAGCUGGAGGGAGCGUUGGUGGAGGCGCUGGCGGAUCUGUUGGCGGAGGUGUUGGUGCGGGAGGCGAAGGUGAUGGGGAGGGCUCAGGAGCUGGAGAAGGUGAGGGUCAGGGUCAAGGACAAACUGGUGGCAAUGAUAAUGAGAACUACACUGCUUAAGGGCACCUAUGGGUAAAGUGUCGAUUCAUCUGAUGUGUUAAUUCCAAAUGUUGCAAAUGGAUGAAUAUGCUUGGAGAUGGUUAUGGUUUGACGUUUGCAAGGUUGUUUAGAUUAGAUUAAUAUGUUGGAUUCUUUUCACUUCUAAAUUAAGGGAUUUCGUUUUACCACAUUGUGGAUACGAGAGUAUACGAAAGAGAUGUAUGUGCAAAUUCUGUUUUCCAAUCCAAC